Messenger RNA from Scheffersomyces coipomensis, 1359 nucleotides. RefSeq lists its product as uncharacterized. Lineage: Eukaryota; Fungi; Ascomycota; Pichiomycetes; Serinales; Debaryomycetaceae. The coding region runs from base 1 to 1359 and encodes 452 amino acids. The record is from RefSeq and is a predicted model, not a curated record. Gene Ontology annotation, molecular function: 2 iron, 2 sulfur cluster binding; iron ion binding. The transcript has a single exon.
AUGGCCUCUGCUUCUGUCGCUAAAACUCCAGCUCCUCCUCCAGCUGAUUUCAAAAAUGACCCCCUCUUAGCCGGUGAACAUACUUUACCAGCAAGUUGGUGGACUUCAGAAAAGAUUUAUGAUCUUGAAAAGAGAGCCAUCUUCAACCAAUCAUGGUUAUUCUGUACUCAUUCUUCCAGAUUCGCUAAAGCUGGUGAUUACUUUUCUUAUACUAUUGCGGGAAUCAAUUUCUUUAUCAUUAAAUCCAAAGUUGAUGGUUCUUUAAAAGCUUUCCAUAAUGUUUGCCGUCAUAGAGCUUAUCCUGUGAUUAGAAAAGAAGAAGGCUCAUCCAUUGUGGUUGGUUGUAAAUAUCAUGGUUGGAGUUAUAAUACUGAUGGAAAAUUAACCAAAGCUCCACAUUUUGAUAAUGUUGAAGGAUUUGAUAAAGAUGAAAAUUCUCUUUAUCCAGUUAAGCUUCAUGUUACUCCUCAAGGUCUUGUUUUUGUUAACUUUAGUAAUGAACCAGAUUGUGUUGAAUUUGAUGAUUGGUAUCAAGGUUUAUCUGCUGAAAUGGAAGAAUUUGAUUUCAGUGAUUAUGAAUAUCAUAUGUCUUAUGAAUUAGAUGGUCAAUUCAAUUGGAAAACUUUAAUGGAUGGUUAUCAAGAAUGUUAUCAUUGUCCAACUGCUCAUCCAGGUUUAAGUACUGCCUUUAAAAUGGAAACUUAUCAAGUGAUUCCAAAAGGUAGAUAUUGUCGUCAUUAUGCUGAAAUUGUUAGAGAAAAAGUUGAAAUUCCAGAAGAUGAUAAAGAUGCCGAUGAAGAAUCUUCAUGGUUUGGAUUAGGUAAGAAGAAGAAGGUUGAAAAACCGGUUGAAAAACCAGUUGAAAAAAAGGUUAACCCAGGUGGUGACUUUAAUGGUUUAUGGGUUUACCUUUUCCCAAAUAGUGGUGUUAAUUGUUAUUCUCCAGCAUGGUACUCAAUUAGAGUUUUACCAAUAACUGCCACUCAUACCAUCUUACAUUAUGAUAUCUAUACCAAAAAGGGAUUACCAGAAACUGAAAAGAAGGAAUUUGUUGAUUUCUUACAAUUGGUUGAAUUAGAAGAUUUCAACUUGUGUCAAUUAACUCAAAAGAAUUUAAAUGAAGGUAUUUAUUCCACUGGUUACUUACAUCCAAAUAAAGAACGUGGUGUGGUAUUUUAUCAAAAUUUAGUCGCUGAUAUGGUUAAAACACAUUUUGCCAAAGAACAAGCUGCUGGUAAGCCAAUUAAUCCUGCUUUUGUAGGUCAUGCUGCUAAGAAUCCAAAUGUAAUGGAAUUAGAAGGUAUUUGUUCAACUCUUGAAUGUGGUAGUGGAAGUGGUGAAAAGACUUUAGACUGGUAA